AGAGAGAGAGAGAGAGAGAGAGAGAGAGAGAGAGAGAGAGAGAGAGAGAGAGAGAGAGAGUACUAGGAUACAUAGCGGGCCCAGAAGAGAGGGGACACAGACGAACAUGGAGUGUCGGGAGAAUUUGGUCCAGUGGCUGUGCUGGUCUCUGCUCCUUGGGGGGCCGCUGGUUUGCUGGGUGCUGCUAAACACGGAAAGGCGGACGCUCUACGGCCGCUACACGAGGUCCGAGGACCGGUGUUUAGUGAACACCAAACUGGUCUGGAUGAUCCAAGAGGUGCCCUCGCUGCUGGUGCCGCUGCUCCUGCUGCUCAGCACCGAGUCCCGGGCCGGAGUGGGCCGCAGCCUGCUGCUCGGAACCUUCUGCCUGCAUUACUUCCACAGGUCGUUCAUCUACGCCUGGCGGACCCGCGGGCGGCCGUUUCCUGUCCACAUCGCCGUAAAAUCGUUCAUCUUCUGCGGCAUGAACGGGCUUCUGCAGGGACACUACCAACUCCACUGCGCCCCCUCCUGGCAGAACCCCGUACGGAUGGCAGUGGGUCUGCUUCUGUUCUUUGCAGGUCUGAUAAUCAACAUCCACAGCGACCAUUUGCUACGGAGCCUUAGGAAACCAGGAGAAGUCCACUACAGAAUCCCCAGAGGGGGGAUGUUUGAGUUUGUGUCGGGGGCAAACUACUUCGGGGAGAUCCUGGAAUGGUUUGGCUAUGCUGUGGCCGUCUGGUCGCUGCCUGCAGCCGCCUUCUUUCUCUUCACUAGCUGUACCAUCGGCCCACGAGCCAUACACCACCACAGGUUCUACCAGCAGCAGUUCAAGGACUACCCUCAGUCCAGAAGAGCCCUGAUUCCUUUCCUUCUGUAGAACCUUGCAUACAAGUUGUAUUGUAUUCUUCGUGUGUGGACAUUUAACAAACAAACACCAGCAAAGUUUUAUUUUAUCCCACUUUAUUUGUUAUGAACAGCAACAAUUUCACAGACUUUGUUGGAGAGUUGAAUAAAGGCAAAUUGAAUGGUUACACAGGUGUGUGUUAGUGUAGAUGGGGGCAAAAGAGUAAGAAAUGUCGCCCCCUGUCUUCUGGAGGUAGAACUGGAGAACCGUUAUAUCCUACCAAUAAAUUGGUCAAGAACUACUAUAAAUUACGACACAUUCCCUAUAGUAAUACAAACAUCUUCUACUUUCCAAUUUAAAAACUUAAAACACAAGGUUGACAUGGUAAGGCCCGUGGUAUUCAAAGAUCAUAGAUUAACAGAUGCUUAAAUCGCUCUCUCUCACACACACACACACACACGCACACACACACACACACACACACACACACACACACACACACACACACACACACACACACACACACACACACACACACACACACACACACACACACACACACACACACACACACACACACACAAAGCUGAACCAGGAGAACUAUGGCUGCGAUAUGAAAGCACUUCUGAAAAAAAUAAAAUUUGAGUGUCCAGGCAGACAAACUUAAAGGUGCGGAGUGUAGAAUUGAGUGGCCUCUAGUGGUAAUGUUGCAGAUUGCAACCAACUGAAUUUUCAUGGGAUUAUACACUAAUUUAAAUAUAUAUUAAAUUCCUUUUCUGCUAAUUCCGUUCCACAAGGCUGCAACUUUAAAGGUUGUAUCAGCAAUUCUAGGCCAAAACAAAAAUUAUCACAAUCAUCUGAUCUUGAGUGUGAUCCGCUACCUGCCCGCCCCAAGAG
Gadus macrocephalus (Pacific cod) is the source of this 1723-nucleotide messenger RNA. Its product is annotated as 3-oxo-5-alpha-steroid 4-dehydrogenase 2-like. The record is from RefSeq and is a predicted model, not a curated record. Gene Ontology annotation, cellular component: membrane. The transcript has 5 exons. The coding region runs from base 107 to 859 and encodes 250 amino acids. Gene Ontology annotation, biological process: steroid biosynthetic process. NCBI's taxonomy places the organism in Eukaryota, Metazoa, Chordata, Actinopteri, Gadiformes, Gadidae. Gene Ontology annotation, molecular function: 3-oxo-5-alpha-steroid 4-dehydrogenase activity.